This is a messenger RNA of Guyanagaster necrorhizus, 614 nucleotides long. RefSeq lists its product as uncharacterized. The transcript is spliced from 3 exons. Gene Ontology annotation, molecular function: ATPase-coupled intramembrane lipid carrier activity; nucleotide binding. The record is from RefSeq and is a predicted model, not a curated record. Gene Ontology annotation, cellular component: plasma membrane. Bases 1 to 537 code for a protein of 178 amino acids. Gene Ontology annotation, biological process: phospholipid translocation. Lineage: Eukaryota; Fungi; Basidiomycota; Agaricomycetes; Agaricales; Physalacriaceae.
AUGCGGAUGGCCGGUAAGAUCGGGCGGGAUGGACAAUCCACGUCAGCAACCUCAGUCGUUUUACUCUUACUGCGCCGAUUGAGUUCUCACAACGUCGUUUAUUUACCUCGGUUCAUGGUAUCGCAUAUGGAAGGGGUGACGGAGGCGCAGCGUGGUGCUGCAACCCGAGAAGGCAAUGCAGACCCCCUUGAUCCCCGUGACUUGACGGAGAAACUCGCAGCGCUCAAGCAGCAAAUGUUGAGUGUUAUGGAACGCACCUUUAAGAACCGGUACCUUCAGCCGGACAAGCUGACUCUGGUGUCACCUAAACUCGCGCAGAAUUUGGCGGACCGUUCGUCUGAACAACGAGGUCACCUCAUCGCCUUCUUCCGAGCGCUCGCUUUGUGUCACACAGCCCUUUCCGACAAAUCCGAGCCCCAAGAGUUACCGUAUCACUUGGAUAACAAGGCUGAAUCGCCGGACGAGACCGCGUUGGUGGCUGCCGCGCGAAACGUUGGGUUCCCCUUUGUCAAGAAAUCGAAGGAUAUUUUGACAUAGAAGCCAUGGGCCAGUCGGAGAAGUACAUGCUUUUAAAGGUCCUCGAGUUCAACAGCACGAGGAAACGAAUGAGUACG